Trematomus bernacchii (emerald rockcod) is the source of this 15531-nucleotide messenger RNA. It is a transcript of the gene srcap, whose product is annotated as Snf2-related CREBBP activator protein. Gene Ontology annotation, cellular component: Swr1 complex. The coding region runs from base 522 to 14009 and encodes 4495 amino acids. Gene Ontology annotation, molecular function: DNA binding; histone binding; ATP hydrolysis activity. The record is from RefSeq and is a predicted model, not a curated record. The transcript has 33 exons. NCBI's taxonomy places the organism in Eukaryota, Metazoa, Chordata, Actinopteri, Perciformes, Nototheniidae.
UCCUCCCCGCGACCGCUACAUUCUGCGCCGAAACCCAGAGUCUCUCGCGGUCCGUAUUUUAACUUCUUCCCACAGACCUAGUGGUACCUCGUUGGGUACCGGGAGACAGAUUGGAUUACUGACAUCAAGGAUUGAGUGUGAUUUUACGCGGAUGACGACUCCUUCAACGAGAAUUUAGUAAAAGAAAAUUGGUCGGAAAUUUCAGAAUAUGUCGAGGGGACCCUAAUUUCAGCAUCCUGGAAGUAGAAAGCACUGAAGAUCUGUGUCUCACACCACAGACAGGUGCAGUGUGUAGCCGGGGCAGCACAGAGAAAGCAAGCUCUGGGGAGGAGGCGGUGCGGCAGGGUGCCUCUCCGGCUGUGGAUGUGCAGGGUGGCAACCCCCAGGCUGCACAGAAUGUGGCUGGGGAGUCACCUCAGCAUGCCCCGCAGCCGGUCGCAGCUGCCCCCCGCCCAGUCCCUCCGUUCACCAAUCUGUCCACUUUGCCACUGCCAGAGAGCAACAACUCAACAUUCCUCGGCAUGGAGAGCGCCCGUCAGACCAUCUUGCCGGAGACACUCCCGAUCACCAGCGUCUCCGAAGAAGUCCCAGCUGGGGAUAGUGUUGUCGGAGUUUCGAGAUCCUUGCCAACAUCUCUCAACGCGGACUGUAGUUCCUGCGCUGAGAUGCAAGGGCUUUCAGCUCCCCUUUGUCCCCCUCUCGCCCCAGAAACACAAAUUGACAGCACAGUGCAAGAGUUGCAAUACGGGUCAAAAACUGAUAAAGAGAAAAGCCACACAAAUAGUCAGACAAAUCAAGUGCCGCCUAGAGAAGCUGCUGGACUUGUGGUUAUCACAGGGACAAAGGAAAAACAGUCCAUCACAUUGGAAUAUAAACCAGAGACUGGAACAAAAGUGGAACUUUGCGGAAAAGAGCACACAGGUGGAAAUAUUCUUCUCCGACCCAAAUCUCAAAUCUGUUUCCGAGCCCCAGUUCCCUCUGUCUCACAAUCAAGUGUUGUUAUUAAAGUCCAAGACACCACAGAACACAGGGCUAUGGUCCUGGACUCGGAAACAUCUACAAUCCCUUUACCCUCGUCUGGAAACGGUGAGAUUAAACAAAGUGACUUGUCGAAAACACAACCUAAAAUCACCACAGAGCUCUCAGCUGAUGCCAGAGAAAUGCAGAAAGCUAAUUCUUUGGAAUCAGUUGAGAUGUCUGAGUCUGUCAAAGAGCUUGUUGACACUUCUCACAACGAGAGACAACCUCCCUCAGCUGCAAUACAUGGGACCAACAUCCAGAGGAGCUGCGAUCCACUCGUAGGAGAGCAGGUGGAGAGUAGCAUGAAGGAAGACCAAACUGACACCUCCUCAUCUGACAUCACAAUGCUGCCAGAGUGCUCUUUCUCACAGGAGAGUUACUCGAAACCCUCUGCUGCACCCCCUCUGUUUGUCUCAGUGCAGACGGAGCUGGUUGUUGAAUCGGAAACAUCUCACCCCUGUGAACAAGAGACGCCACUAACUGCCGAGCUUGUGCAUUCAGCCGAGGCUCAAGAAAUCGUUGUGGUCAGGGAGGAAGCUCACAUCAGCGGGGACUGGACUAACAUGCACCUGAAUCAGAGUUACCUCCUGCAGAGAGAAGAUGGCAGCGUCUGUGAAGCUGCCAUUGUAAACCAGCUGAGUUCUGGAGAACCAAAGCUGUAUGAAGAAAGUGUUCAAGCAGACACCGAGAUGGACUCGCAGCCUGUGGAAGUGUACGAGUUUUGCACCCUGGUGGAGGAGGUUGCGGAGGAAGUAUGUGCCAGCAGCAGCGCACUGGUACCCCACUCUCCAGGAUACGAGGUGAACUUAUUCAACGCAUUACUCGAACACUCUGUGGACCUUGAACCAGCAAUUCACACACUUAAUGAAAGUGAACCUGUCAUUAUUUCCCAGGAGCCUUCAGCAUCGCAUGAUGCAAAUCAGAUACAGGCAAACCUUAAUUCCCAUAAUUUGUCCAUACAAAACACUGGGGCAGCUGCUGUCGUCAGGCAGCAUUUGGUAUUAGAUGCUAACCAAGCUGUUCAAGUGGCUAACUCAAGUGAGGUUUGUUUAGUUGAAGUAGCUGCUGACUCAUUCACUGUUGAACAGACAGACACUGGCCAACAAACACCUUGCUCACAGGUCAAUGAGGCAAUAUCAGACCAAACAGAGUUGAGUGAUUCUCCUGCAAUUCAAACGACUCUCCUUAAACAGAAAGCAGAAGCAACAGCUGGUGCACUGUCUUUCAUAGCCCCCUCUCUAAAUCAGACUGUAAGUGCUACAAAGCGUGAGGCCUGUGUUUCUUCACAUGAAGGGACCAAAGGAACCCCCCCUGCUUUGACUGAGACUCCAUCACAGAAAAUCCAGAAUGUUGCUGUGCCCACAGAAACCAAACCAGAGGCUUUCUGCACCACUCGCCACUCUGGUACUAUAAAUCCAAAGCUGCUCCUUCUUAAACCGGGAGAAACUCCUCUCCUGAAGCACCCACCCUCCCUUUUGGCACGGCUGUCCAAGCAACAGAAUGCGGCUGGCAAGCUGGCAGUGAAUGCCCACAGCUCUGAGGAGUGCCUUCCCCAAACUGUCUCGGACUCUUUAUGUGCGCCUGUGGCUCUUGGCGGCCAGAAAGAUCAGACGCAGUGCUCUGUCAAUACAAUUUCUGUGUCAGCAGCCCCGCCUGUCAAGGUACAGCAGCCCACUACGAGCGGUAUCUCACUUCAACCUGUCCAGACUGCAUCUGUCACAACCUCAACAAGCAAAUCUGACAAAGAGGCCUUAAAUGUUACUGAAACUACAAGUGAAAAGUCCCAAGAUGUUGUCACCCCUACUACGUCUAACGCCCUUUACAUGCUCUCAGCACCAGUGGAAAGGGAAGAUGAAGCAUCUACCAGUCUCAAUGAUCCCCCCAGCCAACAGGACUCCCUCCAUGUGGAGGAAGAGAGUGAAGACAUGGAGCCGGACGAACCAACGGACGAAACCGAGGCUCAGGAGGACGCCUCAGGGCAGGUCAGCAGCCCAGAAGAAGGAAGUGACGAAGAACCAGACUGCGACAAAACGGAAGGCGAGAUGAACACCCCCAGCUCUCCAAACAAGGUACUCCAGUGGAUAGCAGACAGGGUCACGGAAAAUUCAUCUCCCGUCUCACCCUCCACCUCUUCUCACCCGGGUCCCUCACCCUCCAGUGAUUGGUCGAACCUACAACGGGACAAGUCUUCACCUCUCCGGGGUCCUCAUGGGAAGUUUGUGUCUCCCAUUUCUACUGGCGGCAGAUGCAGUUCCUCCUCUUCCCCACCUGAUCAGGUCACUCCUCAGCGCCCCCGCGGAGAGCGUCACACAGACAUGGCAGAGCUGGCUAAACAUGAAGCAGACAUCGAGCAUCGGACCCAGUCACUGAAGCGGGAGGGCUUCUGGUCAACGAAGCGUCUCACCCGCCUGACGGAGCCGCCGCGACCCAAAGUUCACUGGGACUACCUGUGUGAGGAGAUGCAGUGGCUCUCUGCAGACUUCGCUCAGGAGAGGCGCUGGAAGAGAGGAGUGGCUAGAAAGGUGGUCCGAAUGGUGAUGAAAUACCACGAGGAGCUGAGGCAAAAAGAAGAAAAAGCCAAGCGAGACGAGCACUCUAAGAUCAGAAGAGUCGCCUCUUCUAUCGCCAAGGAGGUCCGGGCUUUCUGGAGCAGUGUGGAGAAGGUGGUUCAGUACAAGCAGCAGUCCAGACUGGAGGAGAAGAGGAAGAAGGCUUUGGACCUUCAGCUGGACUUCAUUGUCGGACAGACGGAGAAAUACUCUGACCUCCUCAGCCAGUCGCUCGCACCUACCGGACCUGCCGAAGCUGAACCUGAACCUGAGCCUGUCACAGAGACUCCCCAAAAACCUGCGACUCCUGCCGCUGAUGAGGAGGACAGAGACUUUGAACCUCCCUGUGAGGAAGAGGAUGAUGAACAGACCUUAGAUGUGGAGGAGCAGCAGGAGGGCAAUGAUGCUGAGAGCCAUCGGAGGGAGAUUGAACUGCUGAAGGAGGAGGGCAUGCUGCCCCUGGACCAAUUACUCAGCACCAUCAAACUGGCUCAGGAGUCGGUCUCAGAUGGAGAAUGCUCUGAUGAAAGCUCUUCAUCAGAGGUGAAGGAAGAGGAAGAUGGUGAAUUCACUGCCAAUGAAGAGGAUGCUAAGGAUGAGGAGGACACCAUAGAUGACCAGGAGAAGGUGGAGGGAGAUGUGAACCAUGCAGAGGAACUUGAUGACUUGGCCAGAGAAGGUGAAAUGAGCGUCGAGGAGCUGCUGGAGAAGUACAAAGGAGCGUAUGCAUCAGACUUUGAGGCUCCGUCUGGAUCUGGCUCUAAAGAGAGUUCUGAUUCGGAGGUGUCUGGGGAUGAGGAGGAGGAGACUGAAGAAGAUGAGAGUGAUGUGGAAAGCAACUCUUCCUCUUCAGAUUCAGCAGGAGAAAGCGGGGAAGAUGAUGACAGUGAGAAAGAAGAAGAGGGGAGUGAGGAAGAAGAAGAAGAUGAUGAUGAUGGCUGUGGAGAUGAAGGGAUGGAGGUUUUGCUGAAGGAGGGAGACAACAGCCCACCUUCUUCCAGCUCACGACCAAAGAAAGAGAUCAGCCACAUCGCUGCCACUGCAGAGAGCCUGCAGCCAAAGGGCUACACGUUGGCUACUGCAAAGGUCAAGACCCCCAUCCCCUUCUUGCUUCAUGGCACGUUACGAGAAUACCAACACAUUGGACUUGACUGGCUGGUCACCAUGUACGAGAAAAAGCUCAACGGCAUUCUGGCUGAUGAGAUGGGACUGGGCAAGACUAUCCAGACCAUCGCUCUGCUGGCUCACCUCGCCCUUGAAAAAAGUAACUGGGGGCCUCACCUCAUCAUCGUCCCCACCAGUGUGAUGUUGAACUGGGAAAUGGAGCUAAAACGAUGGUGUCCUGGAUUUAAAAUCCUCACAUACUUUGGCAGCCAAAAGGAGAGAAAGCUGAAGAGACAGGGCUGGACGAAGCCUAAUGCUUUCCACGUGUGCAUCACUUCGUACAAGCUGGUGCUGCAGGAUCACCAGGCGUUCCGACGCAAGUCCUGGAGAUACCUGAUCCUGGACGAGGCACAAAACAUCAAGAACUUCAAGUCUCAGCGCUGGCAGAGCCUGCUGAACUUCAACAGCCACCGGCGCCUGCUGCUGACAGGAACUCCUCUCCAGAACAGCCUGAUGGAGCUGUGGUCUCUGAUGCACUUCCUCAUGCCCCACGUCUUCCAGUCCCACCGCGAGUUCAAGGAAUGGUUCUCCAACCCGCUGACGGGAAUGAUCGAGGGCAGCCAGGAGUACAAUGAGGGCCUGGUCAAGAGGCUGCACAAGGUGCUGAGGCCGUUCCUGCUCAGGAGGAUCAAGAUUGACGUGGAGAAGCAGAUGCCCAAAAAAUACGAGCAUGUUGUGCGCUGUCGCCUCUCCAAGAGACAACGGUUUCUCUACGAUGACUUCAUGGCACAGGCCUCGACCCGGGAAACGCUGGCGAGUGGUCACUUCAUGUCUGUGAUUAACAUCUUAAUGCAGCUCCGCAAAGUGUGCAACCACCCCAACCUGUUCGACCCUCGGCCCAUCCAGUCGCCCUUCAUCACCAAGCCCAUUGUUUUCCAUACAGCCUCUCUGGCGAUGGACGCUCUGGAGAUCUCCCCUUUGAAGCGCUGCGACCUUUCAAUGUUUGACCUUGUUGGUUUGGAGAGCCGUGUGUCCCGCUACCAGGCAGACAUCUUCCUGCCACGCCACAAGGUCAACCGGCAACUCAUCCAGGAGGUCAUGGAUUACCCUGAACCCCCUCCGAGACCUAAACCGGUCCGCAUGAAGGUCAACAGGAUGUUCCAGCCGCCUCCUAAAAGUGAUAACCGACCGGUCCUCCUGAUGAAUAAACCCACCUGCUCAGUGCCUCCUGCAGCACAGACCCCCAAAUCUCUAGUUACUGAAGUCUCCACAGCUGCUGCUCCUGCUCCUGUGGUUCAACAAGUGGUGUGUACAGUGGCAACCACGGCCCCCCCUCGCCUGCCCAUGCAUCCAACUGCUCAAAUUGCAGUGAGAGCCAGCGCCCCAAAGCCAGUGCUGACCGUUCGGCCUCCCACUGCUUCCUGCACCACCAGCAUCGCCGCUCAUCCAGGCCCCGUCCCCGGCAGCGUCCUGCCCCAGAGGGUGCUGCUCAGUCCGGACAUGCAGGCCAGGUUGCCUUCUGGUGAGGUAGUGAGCAUAGCCCAGCUGGCCUCCCUGGCAGGGCGUCCUGUGUCGUGUCAGGGCAGUAAACCUGUCACCUUCCAGCUGCAGGGCAACAAGCUGACUCUGUCUGGAGCCCAGCUCCACCAGGUCCCAGCAGCUUCCCCACGCCCCGUGCAAGGUAAUGUGAUGCACCUGGUGACCAGCGGGAUGCAGCACCACCUCAUCAGCCAGACCACCCAGGUGACAGUCCAGAGCGCAGUCAGCACCUCCGCCACUGCUCCAGCUUCCAAUCGGAUGCCUCACAAUAUCACAGCGCAAGUGGUCCCCUCCUUGGUGAGCAGCCCGGGUGUGGUGAAGAUCGUUGUGCGUCAGACAGCAGGCAAGGACGGUGGGCCCGUGCCGACCCUGGCAGUGGCCCCUUCCCCUCGUUUUGGUCCUCUGGCCUCCCUUUCCCCUUACCCUCACGCCACCACAACCCCUGUUAGAAUCCCAGCUCCACUGCAAAUCUCCCAGCGCACCCCCGGUCCUGCUACUGCUCACUACACCAUAGCUCCUCCUGGAAACCCUAGCUCUACCCCAAACCAGCCCCACCCCCCUCGCCCCAUCCUCAAGGUAGUGCAGCCCCCUCCACCGAGCACAGAGCAGCCAGCUCCAGUUCAGGUGAGCUCCUCGUCCUCUGCGUCCAAACCCCUGGCAGCACCGCAUGAGAGCAGCAACAGCAGCAGUCAAACACCAGCUACCACUAAGUCCAGGCCCAGUGCAAAACCUCUCCCUCCACCCAGGAGAAGGCCGCCUCCACCUCCCCGCUCUCCUUUCCACUUGGCAUGGAUGGCAGACAGCCAGAAACAACAGCGUGACAGCCGACUGGACUUCAUCAUUAGAGUGAACGAGAACCGCUGUGCAGCGAAACCCAUGUAUGGCCAGGAGGUUCUGAACUUCCUGACUUUUCUCCCUGGAAGCCAUCCCUCGCCGGCCCCCCUGAGCGCUCGGGGGGAGUGGGGCCGCUCGGGUCACAGCAGCGCUCUGUACGCUCAGUGGCAAAACAAAUCUGACUUCUGGUUCCAGAGUCAAGCUGUGAGAGAGGCCAUCCACAGCAUUGAUGACAGACUGGAGCUGCUCAAUCCCAUUAUAGACAGGUUUACAUUUGCGAUUCCCCCAGUGGAGGCUCGUCCGAUCUCCAUGCACUGCUGCCACCCUCCACCCUCCCUGAGCCACAAGCAGGCCGUCUUCUCCACUCAGCUGUCAGCUCAAGUCACUCCGCUGGCUCGCAGUCUCCAUCGUAUCCAGUGUUACACGCGGACCCAGUUCCCGGACCUGAGGCUCAUACAGUAUGAUUGCGGUAAGCUGCAGACUCUGCACACUCUGCUGCGAAAGCUGAAGACAGGAAGCCACAGAGUGUUGAUCUUCACUCAGAUGACGCGCAUGUUAGAUGUGCUGGAGCAGUUCCUCAACUACCACGGACACAUCUACCUGCGUUUGGAUGGCAGCACCCGUGUAGAGAUGAGACAGUCUCUCAUGGAGCGCUUCAAUGCAGACCGGCGUAUUUUCUGCUUCAUUUUGUCGACUCGCAGCGGAGGUGUAGGGGUGAAUCUGACUGGCGCCGACACAGUCGUCUUCUACGACAGCGACUGGAACCCCACCAUGGACGCUCAGGCACAGGACCGCUGCCAUCGAAUCGGCCAGACCAGAGACGUACACAUCUACAGGCUGAUCAGCGAGCGAACGGUGGAAGAGAAUAUUUUGAAGAAGGCAAAUCAGAAGAGGAUGCUGGGAGAUAUGGCUAUUGAAGGAGGAAACUUUACUACUGCUUUCUUCAAAGAGCAAACCAUCCGAGAUCUGUUUGAUAUGAAUGAUGGGGAGAAGAGGGAGGCGGCAGUCGAGCUAACAGUGUCGCAACCUGAGGAGGAGGAGGCUGUCAACAAACAGAGCACCACCAUUCUGGAGCAGGCCUUAUGUCGUGCUGAGGAUGAGGAGGACAUAGUAGCAGCCUCUCAGGCCAAAGCGGAGCAGGUGGCAGAACUUGCAGAGUUCAACGAGAACAUACCACUGGAUGAUGCAGGAGAACAGGAGGAGGUGGAGGAGCUGUCAAAGGCAGAGCAGGAAAUUGCUGCUCUGGUGGAGCAGCUCACCCCGAUUGAACGCUAUGCCAUGAACUUCCUGGAGGCCUCACUAGAAGACGUAUGCAAAGAGGAGUUGAAGCAGGCUGAGGAGCAAGUGGAGGCUGCCAGGAAGGGCCUGGACCAGGCCAAGGAGGAAGGCCUAAAGCUCAACGCUUCAUCCGAUGACGACGACAAUGACUCGUCACUGCCAGCUUCUGUGGAGCCUACUCAGCCAGGCCGCCGUGGCCGUAAACCCAAGGAGGCAAGCAAGAACGUCUCCUCUACCAGGACCAGCGGUCGGCUGCGCGGGGCGUCGCCCGAAACUGAGCCUGAAAAGUCGCCCACGUCGCCAAAAGAAGUGCCUGAAAGACUGCGUUGUGGUCUGAGACGAGGAGCUGCCAAAGACUCUGAUACUGUGUCUACCACACCAUCCCGCACAGACGAUAAUAAAACGUCCUCAUCAACCAGACUUCAAGAUUCCUCUAAAUCGUCAAAAGCCUCAUCUCCUGCCAGAGAUCAACACACAAUCAAAACCAGGACUUUGCCGAACCGCUCUCAUCCCAGUCCAGUGCCUUCCCCUCCAACAAGCUCUCCUCCCACAAGGAAACAACCGUGUCUUGGGGAGACCGACAGCAAGACCUCAAAAGACUGCAGAGAGGAGAAAGAAUCCGAGUCAUUGCCAGAAUCCAGCUUCCCGGUAGACCACGAAGCAAAAGAUUAUGACACCAAAGACCACAGCGCAAUGUCUCCACCCUCCACCAGCUCUCGAUCGCCUCGCAAGCGCCAGUCAGCAGACGAAGAAGUGCUGCGCGGCCUUGUCGAAGAUUCCCCAUCAGCCAAAGUCCUGCGGAAGCUUCCUGGGAGGCUGGUCACGGUGGUGGGGGAGAAGGAGCCACGAAGGAGGAGGCAGCGAGGAAGCGGCACUGGAGCUUCUUCAGAGGAGGCUACCGCAGAGGAGAACCCUUCCGGAUCAGUCGAAGAAUCAAACACAAAAGACAACACAAAAGACAACACAAAAGACAACACAAAAGACAACACAAAAGACAACACAAAAGACAACACAAAAGACAACACAUCACCAAGCUCCGACAGCAAAACUAAAGGGGCCGUUGCUCAAUUUCCAAAGGACCAAGAUUCUACUCCAAAACCUUCUGUGCACCAUCCACCUGUCAGAAGUUACGCUCCAUAUUCUCCAGCCCAUCUUUCUCCUGACAUGCCUGUGCUGAGAAAUCUUCCUGUACGCCGCAGGUUGGAAACUGAAUCUCGCAUGGCUGCUCAGCUGGGAGAGCAGCUUCUGAGUCGGGGAAGGGGAGCGAACCAGUCCAGAAAAACUGAAACACCAGGCAAAGACACAACCUCUACAGAGUCCAAUGUCAAUUCUCUUGCGGGAAAUUUGAAAAGAAAGAGGGGCCGGCCCCCUAAGACUCCCCCAAGGUUACCUGAGGCUGGCAACACAGUGGCCUCUUCCCCACAGCCCACAUCGCAAAGCGAAGAAGGGAACCCGCCAAACUCCCCGAAACGUAAGAGGGGGCGUCCUCGCAAAGACUCCACAACCUCGCCAGAAACUAUUAGUGAAGAACAGAACUCUAAAAAUGAGUCCACUGAAAAUGAUGCAAGCAAAGAGCCAACAGUACUGUCUCUCAAUGUGUCAGAGACACCCAUAGCAGAUGUUAUCACUACAAGUCAGGAUUCACAGUCUACCAAAGCUGAGGAAAUGGACACUAAGAGUGAGGUUUCAACCCCUGCUCCAAACCCAGCUCAAGCUCACACAACCACAACCACAGAUACAGUUUCAAAACCAGCUUCACCCCUAUCACCCACUGCACCUGCACCCCUUCCUGUAGCUGCCUCCACACCAGUCUCAGCCCAAUUCCUUAAUUCAGAUCUGACUACAGUUCCAAGCUCAGACACAGCACACCCACAGGUGUCCUCUGGAACACAUUCUAUGUCUGCUGUUACAACCACCACCCAUCCAGCUCCAUUGGUACCCACCAGUACUGUUGCAUCAACCAAUAAGGGUGUAAAACCAACAGCUGCCAAUACUCUCAUACAGCCAAAACCUUCAGUUUCUACAACUCCUAAAGCUCAAGUAGAGCCCAAACCUUCAGUUUCUACAACUUCUGCAGCCCCUGUCGAGCCCAAACCUUCAGUUUCUACAACUUCUGCAGCCCCUGUCGAGCCCAAACCUUCAGUUUCUACAACUUCUGCAGCCCCUGUAGAGCCCAAACCUUCAGUUUCUACAACUUCUGCAGCCCCUGUAGAGCCCAAACCUUCAGUUUCUACAACUUCUGCAGCCCCUGUCGAGCCCAAACCUUCAGUUUCUACAACUUCUGCAGCCCCUGUCGAGCCCAAACCUUCAGUUUCUACAACUUCUGCAGCCCCUGUCGAGCCCAAACCUUCAGUUUCUACAACUUCUGCAGCCCCUGUCGAGCCCAAACCUUCAGUUUCUACAACUUCUGCAGCCCCUGUAGAGCCCAAACCUUCAGUUUCUACAACUUCUGCAGCUCCUGUCGAGCCCAAACCUUCAGUUUCUACAACUUCUGCAGCCCCUGUCGAGCCCAAACCUUCAGUUUCUACAACUUCUGCAGCCCCUGUAGAGCCCAAACCUUCAGUUUCUACAACUUCUGCAGCCCCUGUAGGGCCCAAACCUUCAGUUUCUACAACUUCUGCAGCCCCUGUAGAGCCCAAACCUUCAGUUUCUACAACUUCUGCAGCCCCUGUAGAGCCCAAACCUUCAGUUUCUACAACUUCUGCAGCCCCUGUAGAGCCCAAACCUUCAGUUUCUACAACUUCUGCAGCCCCUGUCGAGCCCAAACCUUCAGUUUCUACAACUUCUGCAGCCCCUGUCGAGCCCAAACCUUCAGUUUCUACAACUUCUGCAGCCCCUGUCGAGCCCAAACCUUCAGUUUCUACAACUUGUAAAGCUCAAGUAGAGCCCAAACCUUCAGUUUCUACAACUUCUGCAGCCCCUGUAGAGCCCAAACCUUCAGUUUCUACAACUUCUGCAGCUCCUGUCGAGCCCAAACCUUCAGUUUCUACAACUUCUAAAGCUUGUAAAGAGCCCAUUCCUUCACCUAUUACAAAUUCACAAGCUCUUGUAGAGCCUAAAAUUGCACAUACUACAACUUCUAAAGCUUCUGUAGAGCCUAAACAAUCAGUUUCUUCAACAACUGUGAAAACAACAGACCCAGGCUCCGCUAAAACCACCACAGUAGCGCCACCAGCUGCUAGCACUCCAUUGACUUUACCCUCUUCCAUGAUGGCUGUCAAAGCUGUUCCAACAUCAAUCCCUGCCACAGCAACCGCUAAUAAGGUCAUAUCAGAAAAAGUCAGCAUUACUUCACCAGUCACUACAGUAAAAUCAGUCACAUCUAAAAAUACAGCUGUAAAGGACUUGCCACAGGCCUCCUCUCUUCCAUCCACAACAUCGACCCCAGCUGUUGUAACCUCCACCCCACCUACAGCUUCACCAAAACCCACUUCGACAUCUUCCCCCACUUCAGCAACAACCACAUUAACAGUAAAAUCAGUCCAAGCUAGUCCAUCAGACGCUAGCACAGUUUCCACAGAAAAUCCAACAACGCCUGCUUCUAGAAUACCAUCAGAAUCAUCUGUGUCAUCGUCUGCUGCAAAUACAGUUCCAUCUUCUCCGAGGACUAAUUUGACACCAACCAAACCAGACUCGACCAUUGCUCCGACACAUGAAGGUGGCUACAUAAAACGUCCUCCUUCAACAACAGCAACGUCUACUACUGUAACUACCACAGCCAAGGAGAAGGCAGUGGCAGUUACGUCAUCACCCCCAACAGAGAAAGUCCAAGUCACCACCCCUUUAGAAACAGCAUGCCCUUCCAAAGAACAAACAACUGCAGAAAAGACUGUCAAGAUCCCAUCUCCCGUGACAACUUCUACACCAGCUCCAUUACCAACAGUUACCACAACUACAUCACCCCCAGAAAAGUCCAUGACAGUUUCUACCACAAACGUCAAAACUACUCAAGUGUCCUCUACUAUAGUCGCCCCUGUGACUCGAUCAACUGUAGAAGUUAACACAACAAAUACAGUUCCCGUGUCCACCACACAAACGGCUCCAGAUGUUUCCCUGCAAGUACAAAGCUCUGCAUCCAGUGAGGUACCAACACCUGCUCCCUCUAGUGUUACAUCUGAGAAACAAUCACUAAAACACAAAGCACCUGCGUCUAAAAGUGACCCAGGCGGGUUGGAAGAAGUAGGUAAAACAGAAGCUGAGGCAAAAGCUAGCAAGGAGGAGGAUCCAGAUGAAGAAACAGACAUCCGUAAGUCUCAGCGUAAAAGGAGGAAGGUGGAGAGUUCGUCUGGGGCCAAAGACUUUGAGUCGUCAAGGAAGGGGACCCUGCGUGGAUCUGCCGCUCAGAAAGAAGAACCUAAGCAGAAAGGGUCAGAGCAAACUCCAAUCCAAAAAAGGCCUCUUAGCCGCCAGAGUAGCCAGGACUCUGCUCGCUCCUCUUCUUCAUCAUCUGGGUGCUCAACCCUAACUCGUCAAGCUCACCACAAGAGGACUUACGAGAAUAGACUUCCUACCAAGAAGAGGCGCAUGGAUGUCACCUCAGAAACGGGGAACGAGGAGAAUAACGAAGAGGAUAAGAAGCACACCUCUCGGGGAAGGCGUUCCAGGUCUUCUUCUUCCUCGGACUCUGACACCAGUGAGCACAGGGAAGAGCAUCGGUUAACACGCUCAGCUAAACACAGGCUGCAAGAUCAGGAGAGGGAGAAGGGCAACAGCCGACAUGGAAAGAAACCCGACAGGAGUGCAUCAAACAAUACCAACGCAUCCACAGGUGGAGAGUCCGGCAGUGACACAUCUUCUGUCAGGAUCACCAGAAAGUCUGCAGGAUCUAAGCCCUCGCAAGAAAGUAAAGCUCAAACAAACCGCGCGCCCUUGAUUCCUCCUGAGCCUGAAGUCCUUGGGAAGAGGUGCUCGGCUCUCAAUGCUGCAGCCAAGCUCCUGGCAAUGAAAGGCAGGGUGGAUACCCCUGGCCACACCACUCGGAAAGACUCUGGUGCUAAGGCUGCCGGGACUUCCCCUGCCUCUUCUGACAAGAACCAAAAGUCUAAAAGCAAAAGUGUUCCAGCCUCCCCUCAGAGUAACUCUUUACAUCUUAGUAAUAAUAAAAGCAGUAGCAGCAAAACUUUAACACCCAACCAGACAAGCCACUCUGCUUCCCGCUCAACCAGGCAGCGCCCCGGUUCUCUGGUUCCACCCCUGGAAGUGGAGUACAAGAGGUCAAAGGCAGAUGAAAAAGACAGGGGGGCUAGAAGGUCUUCAAGGAUCAAGGAAGGCGAGGCAGAGGCGCUGUCUUCCUCCCGAGGCCACAGUGCCUGCAGCAGCGUGAGCAGUGAGGGCGACGCUGGCGGACGCAGCAGCAGGAGCCGCAGCAGCAGCAGCAGCAACAGCAGCCAGCGGACCCGCAGCAUCAGCUCUCAGAACACGGAGCGCCGAGAGUCCCGCGCCACUUCCUCCGGCAGCGAGCGAGAGAGGGAUCGCAGCUCCGAGAGCAGAGACAAAAGAGACAGGCACCGCAGGGAGAGCCUGAGGUCGCAUAAGCUCACGCAGGAGGUGACCAGCAGUUCGGGAGCAGAGGGGACUCCGGACCGGGUCCUGCGGAGCGUUGCGGCCCUCGCAGCGGUGCAGGCCCGGUCACCGGCCGCAAGCACCCGCUCCUCGUUUGGUCACCACCGUCACAACAAGACAUGAUCAGAGUGCCAAAGGGAAAAAAUAAAAGCGAGAGCACGAUACGAGGGCACGUCAUGACCUCCAAGGUUGCUGCUUUGUGUGCACUCUUAAUGAAUGCAGGGGAACUGAGUGCUGCACAAGCCAGGGACCUCCCUGCCUCUUGGGCCCUCUCCCUUUCCAAUUUGGAGCUGGCCGACUCAGCAGCUCAGCUGGGGGAAGGCUCAGGGAAUGCCGGACUGAGAGUUAAAAAAAAAUGUGGCGCCAUUGUUGUGCGUCCGUAAACAGACGGAGAGAUGGUGCAGUGGAUAAGUCGCCGCUGGGACUUGAGGGGGACAAAGGUGCAAGAGAUAAUAAAGGAAAGCUGUUAGUUCACAUUAUGUACUGUAAUCAUUAAAGACUGGAACACUCAGAUCUUAUUUGUUAAGAUGGGAUUAUACAGCACCCUCUAUCAGGGUCAUAAAUGGUAAGUCAUUUGUGUGACAUUAAAAUCGUACGAGUGACCAGUUGUAUUGUAAGUUGGAGGUUUUAGAGUUUGGUUUUCAAAUUUUGUCUGCUGUCCUGACUAUUGUUUCUUUGUAGUCAGUUGAUAAGUUAUGCAUAUUUUAUUAUUUCUUCCAAGGUAUUAGGAAGAGACCAGAUCUUUCAAUGUGAUCUUUGCUGCACUAUGCUGGAGCUUGUCUUUUGCUUGGGCCCUUUUUUUUUUGUCAUGUCAGUUUCUGUUCAUUGGAUUUCUUUUUAAAUCCAGCCUUGCAUUUCUCAUUUGCACAUCUGAUAUUGUGGCCCUCGGCUUUUGAAUACAUUGUGGUGUAGUAAUACGUUUUUACAUCAACUGCAGUCUAUAAUUGGUUCCAUGUACCUCACGAUGUAUCUCUACAGUUUGAACAUGUAUUAAUUGAAGCUGCAACUUGUCUUGAACAGACCUGGAGCAGCAAAAAUUAAAUUUCUUUUUUCUAAUCUUCCUAAAGGCAGUUGUAGUUAUGGUCCACUUUGUCAUGUAUUAAUAUCAAAAGGGCAAGUCAAUGUUAUUAAAAAUGAAGAGUGCCUCUUUGGCCAAAUGGGUUAGAACCUCAGAUUGCCUUGUGAAGCACCUGAAGCAGGGGUGUCAUGCUUAUUACAAAAAGAAAAUGUAAAAGCCAAACAAAAAGGAUACAACUCGAGAACAUCAAAAAAGCACCCUGAGCGUCAGUGCUACCAAAUUAAUGUUUUACUUUUCACCUGAAUUUAUUUGUCACCAUCACUUCAUUGCUCUUCUUUCAUGUAAAAAAAAAAAAAAAAAAGAAUUACUUGGACAAAAUAUGUGAAUAAAAAUUACUGGUACAGUUCCAGAUGACUGUAAACUGUCGAUUUCCUUUUGGACAUGUCGAAGAUAUUGAGCAAAAGUUGAUAUUUGGGAGGGGGGGUGGAUUGGGUGGUAGUCUAUGGUGAUGGUCUUAUUUUUUAUUUGUCUCUUUAUUUGUUGCAUUCCUUUUGAUCCCUUGUAAUUCCACAUUGUUUUACUUGAAAAAUUAAGACAAUUACAGUUGAAUAAAAAGACCAAAAAUUA